CUCUUUUUCCCCGUAAUCAUUCGCGGUCGGACACCGCGCGACCGUUUCCCGAGCCGCCGAUUUCCUCUCCUCGGUGGACGCAACGCGCGAAAGCCCGCGGCGUCGGCAUCGCGCGAGCUCUAACACACCGCCAGUGCGUCGUUGUGUCUCCUUUCGUGCUCCUCGUGGUGAAACGAAUCGGUCGUCUGAUAGAGAGCCGCAGCGAUGAUGAGGACUCGCGGAACCAGCGCCUGAUCGUGCGCUCGAAAACAGAACCGACAGGGAAAAUACGUUCGUGACUAGCCCAAGUGAACUCUCCUUCUCAUUUGAGGCUUCUCGAGGACAUCGGACAAGUCCAAGAACCAGAGUGUUAAAAGCAGGAUUAGAAUAUUCGUUCUGUUCUUGUGACAAUUUCAGAGACGUCCAAGGCUAGGGACCGACGCCCCAACCGAGACACAGAGAUUCAGAUUCGCCGCGAGGAACCGAGAAGAGAACCGAGGGAUCACGAUUUUGUAUUUGGUCACAGUCUCGAUCGCCAAACUGACUCCCGAAGCGCUUCAACCGUUUCUCGUCACUACGUUCCUCGUCCUCUUCGGCUUCUCCCUAGCUGCACUAGCACGCCGAUACGCUCGCCUUGGACACGUUCACUCUGAUCGGAUACAGGAAAGGUGGCGGUCUGACCUUUCACUAACCGUUGGUGUGGUGCGCGGUCGUAGAAGGAUAGAGGGUAACGCCAACCGCGUAGACAGUGUGCCCAAUCAACAAGGAUCGGGAGAGGACGGUAUUGUCAAGUCCCCCGGUACCAUGUCGGAAAAUCCAGUAAGCUUCGUGGUCGGGGCGCCCGAUCCGUCCGAGGAACUGGAGAUCGAGGAUAUCUUCCCGUCCGAUGGGUACGAUCUCAGCUCUGCCCAGGUGCCGCAGAAUGAGUAUCCGGGAUUGGUUGAACGCCGCAAGCGGCUCAGGCCCAGCAUGUCGCAGGGCACGGUGAUGAUCCAGGCGCAGAGUAGGCUCCAUGAGAAGGACUUCACCAUCGCUACCCCUGAGGAAUUUGUUCAUCGUUUCGGCGGUACCAAAGUCAUCAACAAGGUGCUGAUCGCGAAUAACGGAAUAGCGGCGGUAAAAUGCAUGCGCUCGAUACGCCGUUGGUCCUACGAGAUGUUCAAGAACGAACGGGCCGUGAGGUUCGUGGUAAUGGUCACACCGGAAGAUUUGAAAGCGAACGCGGAAUACAUAAAAAUGGCUGAUCAGUAUGUCCCUGUACCUGGCGGCACGAACAACAACAAUUACGCUAAUGUGGAACUGAUCGUCGACAUUGCUAUACGCCUCCAAGUCCAGGCAGUAUGGGCUGGAUGGGGUCACGCCUCGGAAAAUCCAAAAUUGCCGGAAUUGCUUCACAAGAACAACAUCUCGUUUAUCGGACCAUCCGAGAGAGCAAUGUGGGCCCUUGGUGACAAAAUUGCUUCCAGUAUAGUGGCGCAAACCGCGGAUGUACCAACAUUGCCCUGGUCGGGAUCAGAGCUGAAAGCUCAAUAUAGCGGAAAGAAAAUAAAGAUAUCUUCGGAACUAUUUAAAAAGGGAUGUGUUUCAACGAUAGAAGAGUGUUUGGCAGCAGCGAACAAAAUUGGCUUUCCGGUCAUGGUGAAAGCCAGUGAAGGAGGUGGUGGUAAAGGCAUCAGAAAAGUAGAGAACGCUGAAGAACUGCCUACGUUGUUUAGACAGGUACAAACUGAGAUACCUGGAUCUCCAAUAUUUAUUAUGAAACUGGCAAAAUGUGCCCGACACUUAGAGGUGCAAUUAUUAGCAGAUAAUUAUGGAAACGCUAUAUCGUUGUUUGGUCGUGAUUGUUCUAUUCAGAGAAGGCAUCAGAAAAUUAUUGAAGAAGCGCCAGCCGUGAUUGCCAAGCCGGAAGUGUUCGAAGAGAUGGAAAAGGCUGCUGUAAGAUUGGCCAAAAUGGUCGGGUAUGUCAGCGCAGGUACCGUUGAAUACUUGUACGACACUUCUGGACGAUACUACUUUCUGGAAUUGAACCCACGUCUGCAAGUGGAGCAUCCUUGCACGGAGAUGGUUUCAGACGUCAAUUUACCCGCAGCCCAGCUUCAAAUCGCUAUGGGAUUACCGCUUCAUCAUAUUAAAGAUAUUCGUCUUCUUUAUGGUGAAAGUCCAUGGGGCGACAGUGUUAUCGAUUUCGAUCAACCGCGACACAAACCUCAGCCGUGGGGUCAUGUGAUAGCUGCAAGAAUUACUAGUGAAAAUCCUGAUGAAGGUUUUAAACCAAGUUCUGGCACUGUCCAAGAACUGAACUUCCGAUCUUCGAAGAAUGUAUGGGGUUACUUCUCGGUAGGAGCAUCUGGUGGUCUCCACGAAUUCGCAGAUUCGCAAUUCGGUCACUGUUUCUCUUGGGGAGAAGAUCGUAACCAGGCUAGAGAAAAUUUGGUCAUUGCUCUAAAAGAGUUGAGCAUCAGGGGUGAUUUCAGAACGACUGUGGAAUAUCUCAUUACAUUAUUGGAAACAGAAUCCUUCCAACAAAAUAAUAUAGACACGGCUUGGCUUGAUUUAUUAAUUGCUGAACGUGUUAGAAGCGACAAACCAGAUGUAAUGUUAGCUGUAACCUGUGGCGCUCUUCACAUUGUUGAUAGAACCAUCACUGCUGCAUUUACUGGAUUUCAAACGGCAUUAGAAAAGGGACAGAUACAAGCUGGUAAUGAUUUGGAGAACAUAAUCGAUGUUGAACUUAUCAACGAUGAGUACAAGUAUAAGAUACAAACAGCCAAAUCAGGACCCAAUUCUUAUUUUCUUAUCAUGAACGGUUCUUACAAAGAAGUAGAAGUGCAUCGACUUUCGGAUGGAGGUUUGCUACUCUCUUUAGAUGGUGCAAGUUUCACUACUUAUAUGAGAGAAGAAGUCGACCGUUAUAGAAUCGUAAUAGGAAAUCAGACAUGUAUCUUUGAGAAAGACAAUGAUCCAUCUUUGUUAAGAUCUCCUUCUGCCGGGAAGUUGAUUAACUUUUUGGUUGACGAUGGUGGGCAUGUAAACGCUGGACAAGCUUAUGCCGAAAUUGAAGUUAUGAAAAUGGUGAUGACAGUGACCGCAGGUGAAGCUGGAAGUGUUUUCUACGUUAAAAGACCAGGUGCCAUUCUCGAAGCUGGCACUCUGAUUGCUCAUUUAGAGUUAGACGAUCCAUCUUUGGUAACCAAAGCCCAGGAAUACACUGGUCAAUUUCCAGAAAGCGAAACUCCUGCUAUUUCGGAAAAACUAAAUCAUCUUCAUGCCAAGUAUAGAGUCAGUUUAGAGAAUAUUUUGGCGGGAUACUGUUUACCCGAUCCAUAUCACGUGCCACGUGUACGAGAACUUCUUGAAAUGUUCAUGAACUCAUUGCGCGAUCCAAAUUUACCGUUGCUUGAGCUUCAAGAAGUGAUCGCCACAAUCUCUGGUAGAAUCCCCAUUUCUGUUGAAAAGAAAAUUAGGAAAUUGAUGUCACUCUAUGAAAGAAACAUCACUUCCGUUUUAGCCCAAUUUCCUAGUCAGCAAAUCGCUGCCGUGAUCGAUGGACACGCAGCCACCCUAUCGAAGCGAUCCGAACGAGACGUUUUCUUUUUGACUACGCAAGCUAUAGUGCAAUUGGUACAAAAAUAUAGAAAUGGAAUACGUGGAAGAAUGAAAACCGCCGUACACGAGCUUCUUAGACAGUACUACACUGUCGAAAGCCAAUUCCAGCAAGGCCAUUACGACAAAUGUGUUUCAGCUUUAAUAGAACAAUACAAAGAUGACGUAGCUACGGUAACAAACAUGAUUUUCAGUCACAAUCAGGUUACCAGAAAGAACGUCUUAGUCACUAUGCUGAUUGAUCAUAUUUGGGCAAAUGAACCUGGUCUUACGGACGAAUUGUCGAGUACAUUGACAGAGUUGACUAGCUUAAAUCGUACAGAGCAUAGCAGGGUCGCGUUGCGUGCCAGGCAAAUUUUGAUCGCUGCUCAUCAGCCUGCUUACGAAUUGAGGCACAACCAAAUGGAAUCCAUAUUCCUGUCAGCAGUGGAUAUGUAUGGUCAUGAUUUCCACCCGGAGAAUCUGCAGAAAUUAAUUUUCUCUGAAACGUCCAUCUUCGAUAUUCUACAUGAUUUCUUCUAUCAUACUAAUCGUACAGUCUGUAAUGCUGCUUUAGAAGUCUACGUCAGAAGAGCAUAUACUAGUUACGAAUUGACCUGUUUGCAACACUUGGAAUUGUCGGGCGAAGUUCCUCUUGUGCAUUUUCAAUUCUUGUUGCCUAUAAAUCACCCCAAUCGACAGAAUCAGUCUUCAGUUAAUCACAGAAUUGGAGCUAUGGCAGCAUUCCAAGAUAUGGAACAAUUCGUCAGAUACGCUGAUGAGGUACUAGACCUUUUAGAAGAUCUCUCUUCACCUACUUCAAUCUCGGCCAAAGUUUUGGAGGCAGUGGACGCAAUUGGCAGCGAGUCCAGGCACAGCACGUCCAUAAACGUGUCCAUAAGUACUGCAGAAACUGCCGGCACAGUAGAAAUGGGUGAAAGACCUGCUGAACCGGUUCACAUCCUUAGCAUUGCCGUCCAAGAUAAUAAAGAGAAUCACGAUGAUGCCACUCUGGCGCAAGAAUUUGGAGAUUGGUGUAGUUGGAAUAAAGAAGGACUAAUCGCACGAGGUAUCAGGAGAGUAACGUUCGUUGCUUUAAAGAAGAGGCAAUUCCCAAAAUUCUUUACCUUCCGCCAAAGAGACGGUUUCUUGGAAGACAAGAUUUAUCGACAUCUUGAACCAGGUUGCGCUUUCCAAUUGGAACUGAACAGAAUGAGAACUUAUGAUCUGGAGGCUCUGCCUACCUCAAACCAAAAAAUGCACCUUUAUCUCGGUCAAGCGAAGGUCGCUAAAGGUCAACAAGUCACCGAUUAUCGGUUUUUCAUUCGUUCCAUUAUAAGACACUCUGAUUUGAUUACCAAAGAAGCUAGUUUCGAUUAUCUUCAUAACGAGGGCGAACGUGUUUUACUGGAAGCUAUGGACGAAUUAGAAGUUGCAUUUUCACAUCCGCUUGCCAAGCGCACCGAGUGCAAUCAUAUUUUCCUGAACUUCAUUCCCACGGUCAUUAUGGAUCCAGUAAGAAUAGAGGAGAGCGUGACUAGUAUGGUACUCAGAUACGGUCCUCGUUUAUGGAAGCUGAGGGUACGUCACGCAGAGAUCAAAAUGACAAUUCGUCCAUCGCCGGGCAAGCCAAUAUCCACUAUACGCUUGUGCAUUGCCAAUGAUAGCGGUUACAGCAUAGAUUUGCAUCUAUACACAGAGGUAACAGAUCCAAAGACUGGUAUUAUUCGCUUCGAGUCUUGUCCUUCACCGACGGCAAGCGAUACCCGGAGAACAGGACCCAUGCAUGGUCUGCCGAUCUCCACGCCAUAUUUAACCAAAGAUUAUCUUCAAGCGAAACGGUUCCAGGCUCAAAGUGCUGGUACAACAUAUGUGUACGAUUUGCCUGAUAUGUUCAGGCAACAAACAGAGAAGUUAUGGCAGAAAUAUAUAGAGGAGAGGCCGAAUUACAAUAUAACUGUUCCAAAUCCAGUAAUGGAUUGUGUUGAAUUGGUUUUAGAGGGUGAGAACUUGGUAGAGCAAAAACGUCUUCCCGGUGAAAACAAUGUCGGCAUGGUGGCUUGGAGAUUAAGGCUUUACACACCAGAGUAUCCAGAAUGCGGUCGAGAUAUUAUAUUAAUAGCAAAUGAUUUGACACAUUUAAUUGGCUCUUUUGGUCCAAAAGAAGACUUACUGUUCUGCAGAGCGUCUGAAAGGGCUAGACAACUUGGAAUUCCUAGAAUUUACUUUUCUGCGAACUCUGGUGCACGCAUUGGUCUAGCAGAAGAAGUAAAGGCACUGUUCAAGAUCGCCUGGGAGGAUGAUAAUGAACCAGAGAAAGGAUUUAAGUAUAUUUAUUUGACACCGGAUGACUACGCACGGUUGGCACCACUUAAUUCUGUGAAAGCUUCGUUGAUCGAAGAUCGAGGAGAAUCUCGUUACAAAAUUACAGAUAUUAUCGGCAAGGAUGAUGGUCUUGGCGUAGAGAAUUUAAAAUAUGCCGGUAUGAUCGCUGGAGAAACGUCUAGAGCCUACGAGGAAAUAGUGACAAUCUCUAUUGUAUCCUGUAGAGCUAUCGGUAUUGGAGCAUACUUACUACGUCUUGGACAGAGAGUCAUUCAAAUAGAGAACUCGCACAUUAUCUUAACCGGUUAUAGAGCACUGAAUGCUGUAUUAGGUCGUGAAGUAUACGCGAGUAAUAAUCAACUGGGUGGUAUACAAAUCAUGCAUAACAAUGGUGUUUCACAUGCUACGGAUGAAAGGGACUUAGAUGGUGUUGCAACUGCUUUAAGAUGGUUGAGUUAUUGUCCUAAAUUUAAAGGCGCACCUCUUCCGAUACUACCGUCACCUCUUCCCGACCCAGUUUACAGAGAAAUCGAUUAUGUUCCCACAAAGGCAGCUUAUGAUCCUAGGUGGAUGCUCGAGGGCAAAUGGUCACAGAAUGAAACCAAUACAUGGGAAAGCGGAUUCUUUGAUCGUGGUUCUUGGCAGGAAAUAAUGAAACCUUGGGCUCAAACUGUAGUAACCGGACGAGCCAGACUAGGUGGAAUUCCGUGUGGUGUCAUUGCAGUUGAAACAAGAUGUGUUGAGCUACAUUUACCAGCUGAUCCUGCUAAUUUUGAUUCAGAGGCGAAAACAAUAUCUCAAGCAGGACAAGUGUGGUUCCCUGACAGUGCAUACAAAACUGCCCAAGCUAUUAAAGAUUUUACGAAAGAAGAAAUACCACUUUUUAUUUUCGCCAACUGGAGAGGAUUCUCUGGUGGAAUGAAAGAUAUGUAUGAGCAAAUUAUCAAAUUCGGCGCUUACAUAGUAGAUGGUUUACGGGAAUAUGCAAAACCAAUAUUUAUAUAUAUUCCACCACAUGGAGAAUUAAGAGGUGGUGCCUGGGCAGUAGUUGAUCCGACUAUAAACCCUCGUUACAUGGAAAUGUUUGCUGACAAUACAAGUAGAGCAGGUGUUUUGGAACCUGAGGCAAUAGUUGAAAUCAAAUUUAGGACAAAAGAUAUACUUAAAACUAUAAAUAGGGUGGACACGGUAGUUUUAAAACUCAAGGAAAAAUUAUCUACUGUAAAUUCGCCAGAGGAACGAACAGAAAUAGAGUCUCAAAUACGUAAGCGAGAAAAAGAGGUGGAAUCUAUGUAUCAUCAAGUUGCGGUUCACUUCGCAGAUCUCCAUGAUACCCCGGAACGAAUGUUUGAGAAGAACGCGAUUCAUGACAUAAUUCCUUGGCGAACAGCUCGUAAGUUACUUUAUUGGCGGCUCAGGAGAAGACUUUUGGAAGAUGAAAUAAAACAAGAAGUUCUUUCUACACAACCACGUCUUGACGUCAGACAAGUUGGUGCAAUGUUACGAAGAUGGUUUAUAGAAGACAAAGGUCCUACAGAAUCUUACCUGUGGGAUCAGGAUGAAACUGUAACCAACUGGCUGGAGAGUCAACGUCAAAGCGAAAACAGUGUUGUUUCGCGAAAUAUUACUUGCGUAAAACAAGACGCAGUUGUUUCUCGUAUCAAAGAAGCUCUCGAGGCUUGUCCUGAGGUCAGGUUAACUGCAAUUUUGGAAAUUGCUCAUAGGUUACAGCCAACUGAACGCGCGGAAUUGCUCAGGACAUUAUCACAAAUUGAGACUACUACCCAAGAACAUCAUAAUGAUUCAAGUGCCUCAUCCUAAUGUUUUUGAUAAAGUUUAUAAGAUUCUCUGUCUAUUCACGUACCUGGUGUAUGUAACUCCGUUAGAAUUAAUUGUACAGUCACUCGUUAAUUCAUCUUGUUAAUAGUAAAUUCUACGGGAAUAGUAUAAUUUUGCAAAGUUAAUAAUUGCUUCUGUCGAUAACGUUACUUGAUGGUAGGAAGCAAAAAAAAA
Messenger RNA from Nomia melanderi (Alkali bee), 7899 nucleotides. The record is from RefSeq and is a predicted model, not a curated record. Lineage: Eukaryota; Metazoa; Arthropoda; Insecta; Hymenoptera; Halictidae.